CUACAUGCUAUACUGGCUCUGUCCAUUGAUCUUUUCACCAUUACUACUCAUUAAUUCGUACAUACUCAUUCAAACAUCUGCUUUCUCUCCUGGCUGGCACGGUGAGAGCAUGACGCGGAAUCUGUGCGACAUCAUCUGUAAUCUCUGACCAUCCCUCAUCCACAUCGACCUCCUCCAUUCGUGCAGCACGCACACAUAACCCCAACCUCAAUAUCGGCCGCCCACGGUCCUCGAUUGUCGAUCCAUUCCACCACGUCGAGACCACGUCGACCUCGUUGCUAUUCAUUCUGCCUUCGCCAUCUACACGACAGUCGGAAAGUUGGGGGUGGGGGAGAGAAUUCAAGAUCGCGAAAAGAGGAGACGGAAAAAAGCCCCCUGCGCUCUACACGCGGCAGAUUAGAUCCUCUAUUACCACACCUCUCCAUGCUUGCUCAAUAACUACGCCUCUGCUAUAUCGCUCUUUCCCUCUCCUCUGACCGAGCAUGGCAGACUAUGGUCUGCCCGAUUCUCGCUAUUAUGGUGCAAGACCACCACCUCCACAGCAUGGAGGACCCGCCGAUCAAAGAGAUACCGCCUUCCACAAUAUCUUUGGCGGUGCCCCUCCUCCAGGGAGGUCCCAGACAAUGACAAGUCAAUCUGCAAGUGGAAUGUACGAUCGGCUGCCCAGCAUGGGUUCGCAACACCCACCGCAUAGCAUGUCCAUGAGGCAGGGCCCCCCUCCACCAAUGCGUCAGAUGCCUCAAUCCUACGAUCGCUCCAACGGCAUUGCUCCGGGCCAACCUUAUAUGAAUGGCGCAAACAGCACAAGGCCGGCGCCACACAAUCCUGCGCCAAUGUUCCCUGACCGACGACCUUAUCCUCCGCCCCAGCGGAUAGAUACGCGACCCGGUGGCCCAUCUUCAAUGUCGAUGUCGACGUACGACCGGAGACCUGUUCCCAACCGAAUGCCUCCUCCAGCAUUGAACAAUGAUGGUUAUAGGUCGCGGUCCAUGGUGAGGCCUGGAGAGCCGACCAUGGGUUAUCGUCCGCCGCCCAGUAGCUUUCAGCAGGGUACUGCCAGUGCUUUUAGACAGCAACCUUAUGCGGGAAUGGGUGGCUCAAGGACGACAGCUCAAGGCAGACACAUACCCGAAAGAGUCGAUGGGGAUAGGUCUAUGUCGAUGGGAUCAUAUGCUCUGGAUCGAGAUCAUACCCAGCAAUUGACGAGUGGUAGAGUCGUGCCGCAUCGUCGACGAGAAUCAGAAUCAGACCCUUUUGCAGAUCAUCAUGCCUCAUCUAACGGCUCCUUUAGCUCCACUAAUUCUCCAGGGUAUGGUAUCACUCCACGGUCGCGGCGCCCUAGUGAGGGAAGUAAUCCCCCGCGCACUGUGUCUGCAGCUUCUGCCGCCUCAGCUUCAUCUGACUUGACGCCGACAACCACCAUGAACGGUUCUCGCAACGACAGCAUGAUGAGUAGGCCGACAGGCUCGGCCCAUUCGUCGGCCAGUCAGACAACAACUGUUGUCCAAAGAAAGUCACCCCUUGUCUACCCUGCCCUCUUGUCACGCGUUGCAAGCGCUUUUCAGGAAAGAAUCGGCGUUGGCGACAGAACCAAGAAUGAUCUCUCCUACAAGAAUGCCUUCACUGGAGCGGAGGCUGUCGACCUGAUCGCCUACAUCAUCAAGACGACUGACAGAAACCUUGCCUUGCUUCUCGGACGAGCCCUCGACGCCCAAAAGUUCUUCCACGACGUUACCUAUGAGCAUCGGCUCAGGGAUGCCCCCGGGGAAGUCUACCAGUUCCGAGAAACGAUGGGAGAAGAGGCCUCCUCGAAAGAUGUCAACGGGGUCUUCACCUUGCUGACAGAAUGUUAUUCUCCAACUUGUACCAAAGACCACCUCUGCUACUCGAUCGCGUGUCCUCGGCGCUUGGAGCAGCAAGCACGCCUCAAUCUACGGCCGCAGCCCGGAUUACGACAUUCCAACUCGAGAGGAAGCCUGCACGGCGAGGAAGACCAAGAACAGAAGCUCUGGAUCAAUAGCGUUCCUAAGGAGGUCGCGGAUAAGAUUGACGACAGAGAGAAGAAGAGACAGGAAGUGAUUUCAGAGCUCAUGUACACAGAACGUGACUUUGUCAAGGAUUUGGAAUAUCUCCGUGAUUUCUGGAUACGCCCACUUCGCGGCGCCGGCAAUGUCAUGUCUCCCAUCAAAGAGGAGAGGCGAGAGAAAUUCGUCCGUACCGUCUUCGGCAACUGUCUAGAGGUUCUUGCGGUGAAUGGCAGGUUUGCGGAAGAGUUGUCAAAGCGGCAGAAAGAACAACACGUGGUGCACAGUAUUGGUGAUAUCUUUCUCCGAUUUGUGCCGCAAUUCGACCCUUUCAUCAAGUAUGGAGCGAAUCAGAUGUACGGCAAAUACGAAUUCGAGAAAGAGAAAGGCGCCAACCCAGCUUUCUCUCGAUUCGUGGACGAGACUGAGCGGCUCAAGGAGUCCAGAAAGCUCGAGCUGAACGGUUACCUGACGAAACCGACAACGCGUCUAGCCAGGUACCCGCUCCUACUGGACAAUGUAUUGAAGUACACAAAAGAUGACAACCCGGACAAGAAGGAUAUACCCAAAGCCAUCGGACUAAUCAAGGAUUUCUUGGCUCGAGUCAAUGCGGAAAGCGGUAAAGCUGAGAAUCACUUCAAUUUGCUUCAGCUGAAUCAACAGCUCAAAUGGAAUGCGGGAGAAUACACUGAUCUGAAACUUACUGAAGAGAAUCGGGUCAUUCUGACCAAGAUGAGCUUCAAAAAGUCACCCACCGACAGCGCCGAAGUUCAAGUAUACCUCUUUGAUCACGCGGUCCUCAUGUGCCGUGUCAAAAAUGUCAACAAACGAGAGGAACUUCGAGUAUACCGAAAGCCAAUUCCGCUAGAGCUCCUCGUUAUUGCCGAGAUGGAUCAAGUCAUUCCCCGCCUGGGUCUCGCAAAGCGCUCCUCGUCCAGCCUGAUACCUGGUAACAAACCAUCCACUUCGAGCACUCCAGGUCAGAAAGAGGUGUACCCUAUUACUUUCCGACAUCUUGGAAAAGGGGCAUAUGAGCUUCAACUAUAUGCCACCUCGAUCACACAGCGCAAAAAGUUUAUUGAACUAGUGGAAGAGCAGCAAAGCAAACUUCGCGACCGAAGUAGUGCCUUCUACACCAAGACUAUUUUAUGUGAAGGUUUCUUCAAUGCUCAGAAUCGGGUCAAUUGUCUGGUGCCGACUGAUGGAGGCCGCAAGCUGAUUUAUGGGACUGACAACGGUAUUUAUAUCGCUGAUCGAUGGCCAAAGGACAAAUCCAUCAAGCCGAAGCGCAUUCUCGACGCCACCCAAGUUUCCCAAAUCGACACGCUGGAGGAGUAUCGCCUGCUCCUCGUGUUGUCGAACAAAACGCUCACCUCAUAUCCCUUUGACGCAUUGGAUCCAAAUAACCAGAAUCCAUUGGCGACGAGACCCAGGAAAAUCCAGGGGCAUUCUAAUUUCUUCAAAGCCGGUAUUGGAUUGGGGCGACAUUUGGUGUGCUCUGUGAAGACUUCGGCAUUAUCCACUACCAUCAAGGUAUACGAGCCCAUGGACGAUCUUACUAAGGGUAAGAAGAAGCCGGCAAUCAGUAAGAUGUUUGCUAGUGGCCAAGAUGCACUGAAGCCUUUUAAGGAAUUCUACAUACCAGCUGAGUCGACAUCAGUACACUAUCUCCGCUCCACACUAUGCGUUGGCUGCGCCAGAGGCUUUGAGGUUGUCUCGCUCGAGACCACCGAGCGACAAUCCCUGCUCGACCAAGCCGAUACGUCGCUUGACUUUGUGACGCGCAAGGAGAACGUCAAACCCAUCCACAUUGAACGUCUUAACGGCGAAUUUCUACUCAACUAUUCCGACUUCUCCUUUUUCGUCAACCGCAACGGAUGGCGUGCAAGGCAGGACUGGAAGAUCACGUGGGAGGGUACGCCGCAGGCAUUUGCUCUGAACUAUCCAUACAUCCUCGCGUUCGAGCCGUGUUUCAUCGAGAUACGACAUAUUGAGACGAGCGAGCUGAUUCAUGUGAUGACGGGCAAAAAUGUGAGGAUGUUGCAUUCGAGUACGAGAGAGAUCCUGUAUGCUUACGAAGACGAGAACGGCGAGGAUGUGAUUGCUAGUCUUGACUUCUGGACCCAGGCUCAAGGCAGUUAGAGCUUGAGAAGGGAUGGGUGGCCAGAUUGGAAAGCCUAUUGUUUCCGCUUUUAGCCCUGUUUUUAUUUUUCUUGCUUCACGGAUGGACGGCUAGGCUACGAGUCAAAUUCAUGAGAGCCGCGCUAUGGACUCAGGAAAGGGAGUUGGAGACACUGAUCUGGCACCGGCAAUUGGAACGGAACGGAAACGGAGGGCGUCGACACUGUUCACACGUGGAUGGAAAUGGUGUCAACAAGCUUUAUGCGCUGCGACGAAGGGGGACAGAAACGAGACACAUGGAUCAAAGGAUGAACUAUCCCUGGCUGUUGGAAGGAAUGGAUGAGCUGGAUGAAGAGGCCAGAGAGAGCCCUUUUAGCGUCCAGAGAGAAUCCAAAGCGAGCUUUCACCGUGAGCCUUUUUCCCGUGUACGAGACCAUGUCGCCAGGAUCAACUGUCGUUGCCCAAACACCGCAGUCCUGUGAGGGGACCUCGUAUCGCAGCUGAUGCAUGCGCACUGGCGGCAAAUGCCACUCAGCCGCUUUCUACCCAAUCGGCCUUGCUUUACAUUGAAGACGCAGGUUCUCGUGUUGGGCCCCGCACGGCUUUGUCCUGGAUGGUGAUGGCCUCUUGCAGAAUGGCAGCUUGGCAGUAUCUCCAUGGUUCUCCCGUCAGGCUGAAAAAGAGGACAAUGGCGGCGGUCUUGCCAGUGAC
Molecule: messenger RNA, 4856 nt
Organism: Cladophialophora immunda
Lineage: Eukaryota; Fungi; Ascomycota; Eurotiomycetes; Chaetothyriales; Herpotrichiellaceae
Exons: 3
Coding region: 483-4166 (1227 amino acids)
Biological process (GO): intracellular signal transduction
Molecular function (GO): guanyl-nucleotide exchange factor activity
Source: RefSeq, a predicted model, not a curated record